AUGGGGUACGUCUGCGAGCACGGUGCAAGCAAGGCUAGCGUCACCAAACCUUGCAAGAAGAGGUGUCUCAGCCAGUACCGGGCGAGCGUCGUGGACAGGCCCUACGCCAAGGAGGCCGCGAUCCGGGUCCUGCUGCACCGCAUAGACAAGCUUGCCCGGCGGGGGGGGCGGCGCGUCUCGCCCCUGCUGUGCGUGGCUCUCGAUUUCUAUGUACGCCUAUUCGUGCUGAUCCUUCCGGCACCGGACGAGGACGCGGACGGGGUUUCCACGCCACUGGAGAAGCGUGCACCGCCGCCGGUCCUUUGGGUCGACCAGGCGCGCGAAUCGUCUAGGUUCCGCUGCUACAACAGCAACAACCGUACUCUCGAUAGCAGUAACCGUACUCUCAACAGCAGUAGCGGUGAUGGUGAUAGUGGUGGUGGUGGUGGUAGUACCCGCCCGCCGAUACACCGCCGUAGCGAGAACGAUUCCGGUGCAAACCCCGGAGACGGCGUUCCUGGGCCAUCGUCCAUCGGGAAGGGGAGCGCCGCCGCCGCCGCCGACGACGACGACGACGAGAAGGAUGAUGCCGGGAUGAUGGAGGACGCUCGUUCUGACACGUGGGCGGCCGCCGCCGCUGACAGCGAUGCCGUGAUUAUGGCGCGGCAGCAAAGCUGUUUUCCUGAGGUGCACACCAAAGGCGACAAGAGGAACGGUGCAGGGAUGUGGAACGGUCCUGAGAUGGAGAGGAACGGUUCUGGGGGCCACGAGCGGGGACCCGAGGAGGCGACGCGGAGGGGGCUCCGUGGAUCAGGGGGAGGGGGGAGGGGGGUGGGGUGUCCUCUGCCGAGCGUCGAGGCGGUGCGGGAGCAGCUGCGGUCUGCAGGGCACGAGUGCUCCGGCUCCCACGCCGACCCCCGCGCCAUCAAGACCAAAGCCCCUCUCGAGGCCGUGAGAGAGGCAAUCUUCAGGGCACGCGCCGAGAAGGCAUUCUCCCAAGGCUUACUCUGA
This is a messenger RNA of Ectocarpus siliculosus, 990 nucleotides long. Lineage: Eukaryota; Phaeophyceae; Ectocarpales; Ectocarpaceae. The record is from the annotation of a GenBank genome assembly.